Messenger RNA from Rhagoletis zephyria (snowberry fruit fly), 1215 nucleotides. Its product is annotated as solute carrier family 22 member 7-like. Lineage: Eukaryota; Metazoa; Arthropoda; Insecta; Diptera; Tephritidae. The record is from RefSeq and is a predicted model, not a curated record. Gene Ontology annotation, biological process: transmembrane transport. Gene Ontology annotation, molecular function: transmembrane transporter activity.
AUGCAUCGCCACAAUGCCAGCGUUUACAUGACGCCUGGCGACGCCAAUAGUAUAGAAGCGCAUGCGCCAACAACGAUGCCAAUACUCCCAAAUACGCCACCACGCACACCACAAAUCAAUGCGCCGAUGCGUGGUAAAAUUAUCGGCGAGGCAGGACUCUCAGCGCUGCCAACAGCGGCGCCCAUACCGGCUUUCGCACCAGGCACCGACAUAAUCGGUAGUAUGUUGGGCGAUUUCGGCAUCUGGCAGCUGCGCUCGGUGCUGAUACUCUUUUUGUGCAAAUUACCCGCCUCCUGGUUUAUGGCCUGUAUUAUCUACACAGCGCCGGAAAUUAAGCCGAACACGCAGUACUACUGUGACUCAACUCAGCUGAGCGCAAAUCAGACGAUAUCAGAGGAUCAGUGCUAUUUAGAGGACUCUAGUGCCAGUGUGGCGCGAAAGCCAUGCACGCGUUUCGACUACGACGACAACUUCUAUUCGCUCAUCAUCCAAUACAAUUUGGUUUGCCUGCGUGAAAUUUUUGUUGCGUGGACGCAAUAUUGGCAUCUGUUUGGUGUGCUGGUGGGUGGCGUCUUAGGCACCAAAGCUAUGCUGAAACUCAGCCCGCGCACGGUAUACAUUAUCGGCGCCGUACUGCAGAUCAUUUUGGGCGUCACUACCGGCUAUUCAAUAGAUCUAUCAAUGCAUUGCCUUUUUCGUUGCCUCGCAGCUGUCGGUUGCGCGCUAAUGUUCACCUCGGCGCAAGCGAUAUUUGUCGACAUCACUGGCGGCCGCUAUCGCACUGGUGUCAUCAUACUCUACGACACUUUCUGGUCGUUGGGCGUAAUACUAUUGCCGGGCAUUUCGUCUUUCUUCAAAAGUUGGAACGAACUCUACUUGGGCAUUACAUUCCCCACCAUUGUGCUAUUGUUCCUGCUGCAAUGGACACCAGAGUCACCGCGUUGGCUGUUGAAGAAUGGCAACGACCACGAUGUCUAUCGCGUGGAGCGCAUGCUACGCAAGGCUGUUGACAUCAACGAACGCACAUUCCUCAUGCCGGAUGACUUUCGGCAGCAGUUGACGAAGUUACGCAAUACAUUGCGUUCACAGAAGCCACCGGCUACAUGGCUACAGCUGUGGCGCGGUCCACGUAGUACACAUUACAUGUUGGCGGCGCACAUAGCACUUGCUUGCUAUAUUGUCAACUACAUGGGCAUGUUGUUGAAUUUGCGCUCA